AUGGACGAUCCUGGCUGCGCUUGGCCCUUUUGGAAGUUUGGCUUGCAAAAGGACGACCUCACCACUACUCUACAUGACCGGUACAACACCAUUCCAUCCGCCAUUCAGGACCCAGAGGCAUUCCACCAUGAUGUCUAUGAACUCUCCACCCGAGCCUGCACCCUCGAUGAGUUCGAGCGGUUGAUGGAGGACCGCAAGAAGUUGCGCUUGGAGGAAUUGAAUGGCAUGUUGGAGGAUGCAAGUUUUGAGAUCAUCGGCAACCCAUCCCUCAUCGGCACCGAGCAGUGGCAGUAUGCCAUCCAGCUCUUUCGUACCAAGUCACUGGACUCUCUAGUCCGCUACUUCUCGUCCUACCUGCCUCAAGAACACCCUUGGCACAACGAGUCCGGCUCGCCUAUCAGUAGCACUGACAGCUCGCAUCCUGCGAUUUUCGACUGUGAUGGGCCUAUGUUCUUCGACGAGCCCGAGGACGACACCUACUACACUAACGAGCACUCCCAGUCCUUCGACAUCACCGACCUCUCGCUUGACCAACCUACACGUUCUAUGACCGUGCGGUCCGAGGAUUCUGGCGUCUCGGUCUCAGAACGUGUCCAACACAAACAUCAAAACAACACCCGUGUCUCCCAGCGGGCAAUGUCCUUCUCAGGAUCAGAGCCUGAUCACAUACCCGCGGCUCUGCACGAUUCAAUGCCUACUCUUCACGAUGACGAGGUUACAUCGCAAUGUUGA
Messenger RNA from Diaporthe citri, 732 nucleotides. RefSeq lists its product as uncharacterized. The transcript is spliced from 3 exons. Lineage: Eukaryota; Fungi; Ascomycota; Sordariomycetes; Diaporthales; Diaporthaceae. The record is from RefSeq and is a predicted model, not a curated record. The coding region runs from base 1 to 732 and encodes 243 amino acids.